Schistosoma turkestanicum is the source of this 1282-nucleotide messenger RNA. The record is from the annotation of a GenBank genome assembly. Lineage: Eukaryota; Metazoa; Platyhelminthes; Trematoda; Strigeidida; Schistosomatidae.
CAAAGCUGAAUACUUGAAAUGACUAAUCACUAAAAUGUUUUAUAUUAAACCGUUUGCACCUCAGUGCAGUGAUAUUAAAUGUGGUCCACAUCAACAUUGUGUAGAGAAUAUCAAUAAAACUUUAACAUGUGUUUGCAAUGUAUUUUAUGCUCCGGAAAAUCUUGAUCCCAAGGUUCCACUUGAAUGUCAUUUUAGUUGGAUUACAUUAAUCAUAGUAUUGGCUUUUUCGCUAUUGGCUUUAAUUUGUAUAAUAUGGAUUAUGUAUGCUAUUUGUAAAGCCUGGUCAAGAAGACGAAAGUAUGAAACGUUUCAACCAUCAAAUCAUGAUCCAGCAGAAACUGAAUCGAUUAAAUCCGUUGGAAGUCGUGCAUCAAUACCUUAUAAUACAAGAUCAGUAAAUGAUAUGUAGCUAUUGAAUUCAAAAAUGAUAUUUUUUUCUUUUCAUCAUGAAGUAAAAAAUAAAACGUAAUCAUCGUUAAGAAAUUGACGAUUACUAUGUAAUUUAUUGUUAUGUUGUAAGAUAACCACAUAUUUUGUGCAUCAAUCUGAUCAAGUAUAUAAAAUCAUUGUACAUUCAAUGAUGAAUUACUUGUUUGCUAUUGCAAUCAAUAAGUCAGUCAUUGAUAGUGGCCAUUUAAAAAAAAAACUAGUUUAAUUUAUGCAUACAGUUUAAAUGUUGUUGUGUUCAAUUUGUCAUUACAACUAUACACUUUCAAUUUUCAAUUUUUCAUUUCUUUAAUGAGUCAUUGUUUUCAUUUGUAUCCUCCAUAAUUCACUAGUAUUGCUUCAAUUAAAAAUUAUAAUUUUAAUGAAGAAUGGAUUAACACUUUGAAAAUUAUUGAUUAAUGUCUAAAUCAAUGUAUGUCACCGAAAUAAAUGUCGGUUGCAGUUAAAGUGACUAAUAAUAGCCCCGCAGUGUUUUUUUUCAGGAAAUACGUUAAACAGUUUUUACUCAUAACAGUUGGAAAUAUAUAAUUUUUAUGUCAGUAUUAGCAAAACUUCAAAAUAUAGUGCUAAUUACUCAAUACACAGUCUUAAAAGAAUUCAUUCUGAACAACAUGACUGAGCAAUGUUCCUCGAUCAAUAUUAUAUAUAUAUAGGCUUUGAAUGAGUUUAUGAUUUCAUUGAUUUUUGUUUUAAAAUUCACAUGAGUUUUCAAUAUUUCAUGUUUCAAAAACGACAAUUUGUUUACUUUAGUUUAUAUAUUCAGUUAAUUUCAAUACAUGAGCCAUUAAUCAUGCAUUAAAAUUAUUUUGAAACAAUCAACAUGAAUCAAAUUACC